Molecule: messenger RNA, 2085 nt
Organism: Physella acuta
Lineage: Eukaryota; Metazoa; Mollusca; Gastropoda; Physidae
Product: DNA-directed RNA polymerase II subunit RPB1-like
Biological process (GO): protein K11-linked ubiquitination
Cellular component (GO): anaphase-promoting complex
Source: RefSeq, a predicted model, not a curated record
AUGGAUAUGAUAGAAGAGAAAUGGUGUGCUGACCAGUUGCCCAAGGAGGAUAUUCAGGUACCUAUAACAGCACGACCAGAACCUGAACAAGACAAUGGUCAGAGCAAUGAAAGUCUACGGGAACAAGAACAGAAAUGGCUGGAUCUUGCUCUUUCAUCACUCAACAGUGUAACAGUACACUCCAGGUCACCUUGGUUCUUGGAGGUCAAGGCUGCCGGAACUUCUUCGUCCUUUCGCUUCGUUGAUCUCUACUACAUCUCAACAGAAGAGCCACUCACUACCCAAGAGCUGCUCACUACCCAAGAGCUGCUCACUACCCAAGAGCUCCUCACUACCCAAGAGCUCCUCACUACCUCCUCACUACCCAAGAGCUCCUCACUACCUCAUCACUACCCAAGAGCUCCUCACUACCCAAGAGCUCCUCACUACCUCCUCACUACCCAAGAGCUCCUCACUACCUCCUCACUACCCAAGAGCCCCUCACUAUCUCCUCACUACCCAAGAGCUGCUCACUACCCAAGAGCUCCUCACUACCCAAGAGCUCCUCACUACCCAAGAGUUCCUCACUACCUCCUCACUACCCAAGAGCUCCUCACUACCUCCUCACUACCCAAGAGCUCCUCACUACCUCAUCACUACCCAAGAGCUGCUCACUACCCAAGAGCUCCUCACUACCCAAGAGCUCCUCACUACCUCAUCACUACCCAAGAGCUGCUCACUACCCAAGAGCUCCUCACUACCCAAGAGCUCCUCACUACCCAAGAGCUCCUCACUACCCAAGAGCUCAUCACUACCUCCUCACUACCCAAGAGCUCCUCACUAUCUCCUCACUACCCAAGAGCUGCUCACUACCCAAGAGCUCCUCACUACCCAAGAGCUCCUCACUACCCAAGAGCUCCUCACUACCUCCUCACUACUCAAGAGCUCCUCACUACCUCCUCACUACCCAAGAGCUCCUCACUAUCUCCUCACUACCCAAGAGCUCCUCACUACCCAAGAGCUGCUCACUACCUUCUCACUACCCAAGAGCUCCUCACUACCCAAGAGCUCCUCACUACCCAAGAGCUGCUCACUACCUCCUCACUACCCAAGAGCUCCUCACUACCUCCUCACUACCCAAGAGCUCAUCACUAUCCAAGAGCUCCUCACUACCUCCUCACUACCCAAGAGCUCCUCACUACCUCCUCACUACCCAAGAGCUCCUCACUAUCUCCUCACUACCCAAGAGCUCCUCACUACCCAAGAGCUGCUCACUACCUCCUCACUACCCAAGAGCUCCUCACUACCCAAGAGCUCCUCACUACCCAAGAGCUGCUCACUACCUCCUCACUACCCAAGAGCUCCUCACUACCUCCUCACUACCCAAGAGCUCAUCACUACCCAAGAGCUCCUCACUACCUCCUCACUACCCAAGAGCUCCUCACUACCCAAGAGCUCCUCACUACCCAAGAGCUCCUCACUUCCCCCAUCACAACCCAAGAGCUCCUCACUACCCAAGAGCUACUCACUACCCAAGAGCUCCUCACUACCCAAGAGCUCCUCACUACCUCCUCACUACCCAAGAGCUGCUCACUACCCAAGAGCUCCUCACUACCCAAGAGCUCCUCACUACCCAAGAGCUCCUCACUACCUCAUCACUACCCAAGAGCUCCUCACUACCCAAGAGCUCCUCACUACCUCCUCACUACCCAAGAGCUGCUCACUACCCAAGAGUUCCUCACUACCCAAGAGCUCCUCACUACCCAAGAGCUCCUCACUACCCAAGGGCUCCUCACUACCUUAUCACUACCCAAGAGCUCCUCACUACCUCCUCACUACCCAAGAGCUCCUCACUACCCAAGAGCUCCUCACUACCUUAUCACUACCCAAGAGCUCCUCACUACCUCCUCACUACCCAAGAGCUCCUCACUACCUCCUCACUACCCAAGAGCUCCUCACUACCUCCUCACUACCCAAGAGCUCCUCACUACCUCCUCACUACCCAAGAGCUCCUCACUACCUCCUCACUACCCAAGAGCUCCUCACUACCUCCUCACUACCCAAGAGCUCCUCACUACCUCAUCACUACCCAAGAUCCGCACGUGA